UUCAUGAUUACGAUUUUGUGGCUUAUUUUCAGCUCUCCCUUACCGGAAUGGUACGUUACUUAAAACCACUAAUUUGGAGAAAUCGUUUGUUUUAUGCACUAAUUUAGCUAGUCGAUUCAUGAUAAUACGGAUAUAAGCCAAAGUAGGACAAAUCGUUCUUUCAUUAUUCCAACUAGACCGACUCCUUGUCUUGUAACAUAGCUUUUUUUUUUUUUUUGGUCGUAUUGUAACAUAGCUUUAGAUUGCUUUGAAUAAGCAUAUAUAUAUAUAUAUGUAUAUAUAUAUAUAUAUAUCAAUUGGGUUCAUUAAAGUGUGUGUUUAUGAUUUCAUCUCUCACUCCUUAAAACACUGCGUUUUCGUCACCAAUUAUUUGAGGAGGUCCCGGGAAAUGCCUCACUUUUGAGGAUUCACGGAAAUGAUAUAUGGCAACCUGUUCUGCUUUAUUCUCAUAUCCCUCUGCGGGUACUGAAAACCAAAGAACCCAGUCCCGGACGGAAACGUGUCCUCCCUCUUCCCCCAAACUGUGGCAGGUGUACGCCACCAAUGGGCAGUAUGGUAAUUUUGCGAGAGACACAAAACCCCUGCCAAAGGUGACCGUAGGAUUUUGUGUUUUUAUCCCACUGACGACCUCCAGCGUUAGUGUGUGUGUGUUGUAGUGAUGCCACUUACUACUGAGACCACUGCAGCGACCUGACCGCACUCUGUCUCUGUCAAUUCUCCACUCCUCUCUCUCUCUCUCUCUCUCUCUCUUUCUCUCUGGUUUUAAAAAUAUGGUGCAUGAGGAGUCCAUGAAAACCCAUUAGCCCAAAACUUGAUCACUCACUCACUUCCUCUCUUUUUCCUUUGAAAUUUUGAGCUAGUCUGGUUUUGUGGACACCAUGAUGAAUUUGAGGAGCAAGGGAUCAGUGGCUCUAGAGGGUGCUGAGAGGAGCUGUGUUGACUGCAAGGUGACCAGGACACCAUUGUGGAGAAGUGGGCCGGCUGGUCCAAAGACCCUGUGCAAUGCCUGCGGCAUCAGGCUGAGGAAACGACUUGCCAGUCUGAACCCAGAAGACAAAGCAAACAAGGGGAAGAGAAAGAAAUCCAGAACAGAAAGAACUAGGCCAACAGCCUCUGUCUCCACUAAUGGCUCAACAACAAACACUGCUGCUGGUAAAAGCACUUCCACAACAGCCAAAAGUGCUUCUCCUCCUCCUCCUCCUCCUCCUCCUGCUGCUUAUGGCAAUGCUCGUGGCAGUCGCGGCACAUACUUGCUCAGGGCGGUGAGGAUUGUUGCGAAUAAACAGAGAGUGGUGAGAAAGUUGAGGUGGUGCUUCCAAAGGAGGAGGAGGACUAAUUUUAGGAGGACUGGUUUUUACUUUUUCGACAAAAAUUUGGAACAAGCAGCUGUGGCGGCAUUGCUAGCUCUCUCAUGUGGCUCCGCUCUUGAUUGAAAGAGAGUAACACUGUGAAUUUGUGGAAGGCUUAUGGAAGAGUAAUAUGAAACUCUCUGACCAAAACCUUUUGAGAUAGUUACUUUUUACUGAUUUAGAGUAAGGGAAACUAUGAUAUUUACCCUACCCUUGUUGAUGGUAUUUUGGUGGGUUAUUUAGUCUACAGAAGUGUUAGUAUUUGGAGGAAGUAGGAAAAGGAAGGAGGUAGUAAUCUGGGGAUGUCAUGGAAGUAGAGAGGAAAUGGAGGGAAUGACAUUCCUGUAUUUUGGGGGUAACCAGCUCAAAUUAUAUAUUGUAUAUGGUAACUAUGGGAAGAAUGUGAGUAAUCAAUGAAGAUCUUAUUACGUAUUCUG
Molecule: messenger RNA, 1786 nt
Organism: Rosa rugosa (rugosa rose)
Lineage: Eukaryota; Viridiplantae; Streptophyta; Magnoliopsida; Rosales; Rosaceae
Product: white collar 1 protein-like
Exons: 3
Coding region: 879-1433 (184 amino acids)
Biological process (GO): regulation of DNA-templated transcription
Molecular function (GO): sequence-specific DNA binding; zinc ion binding
Source: RefSeq, a predicted model, not a curated record